UUUUUCAAAAUUCCUCCCUGUUGAUUUUCUACAAAUAUGUAUUAUAUUACAGCUGUGGUUAUUCAUUUACGUACAGAUCAAAUGUUCAAUAGCUUCCAGUCCAAAUUACACAUACAUCUAAAAUCACUUGAGGUUAGGUCUCUGAACUCCCUCGUCCAUAGUACCAAAGACACUCGUUAAGAAACAAAAAAAUUAACUAAAGUUGUUUAGAAACUCGUGCUGCCGCAUCAAGCUACUCCGGUCCUGGUGACAGCUGAUCAGAUGGGGGAUAGCCGACACUACGGAACUAGCUAUCCGUACAGCCGUCAACGAAAUCAGACAAAGGGGUGUGAGGAAGUAAAUGUUUUACACGAUUGAAUCAAGAAAGAGUGGAUUAAAUAUGAAUGUUAACUAGCUUGUUAGCUUAUUUUUUUUGAUAGCUACCGUGUUAUUUAGCAAGGUAGGCUACACGUUAGCUAGCGAGCCUAACGUAAACGCUUUUUCCCUAAAGCUUUUGAGGCCUGUUCAUCCUGACAGUUUAUUUUAUAGUUCGUUAACCGCGGACACAACCAGCUCAUUUGCGAGCUAUCUGCCAUCCGCAGCAGCAGGAUGACUGACGUCCCCAUCCGAAUCAUCAUGAGACGCCUCCACCAGGGCUCCAAAUGAUAUGAUAGUAGCUAGCUGGAUUGCAUUCUGUGCCAGCAGGAGCCUUGUGCAGGUUCUGCUGCUCUCAUUGGAGCAGUUAUCGCUACGGUUUUGGGAAAGCCUUGAGACAUCCGGGACUAUGGGAAACAGCUGCGUUUGUAGAGAAGAAAGUGACGUGGAGGAUGGAUCCGCAACUCGCAGGCAACUCAGGCGAGUUGAUCACCCCGCUGCCGAUCCCCCUGAGGCACGAAGCAGUCGGCCCCGGGACCCUGUCAGACCCCCACGGCGUGGCCGGGGACCCCAUGAACCCCGCCGGAAGAAACAAAACGUGGAUGGGUUGGUGCUGGACACACUAGCUGUGAUCAGGACUCUAGUUGACAACGACCAAGAGCCCCCCUACUCCAUGAUCACGCUGCAUGAGAUGGCAGAAACAGAUGACGGCUGGUUGGAGGUGGUCCAGUCUCUGAUCCGGGUCAUACCGCUGGACGACCCACUGGGACCAGCUGUGAUUACCCUGCUGCUUGACGAGUGCCCACUGCCCACCAAAGAUGCUCUACAGAAGUUGUCCGAGAUGCUGAGCUUGAGUGCCACUGUGGCCCGCCAGGAUGCCAUCAUCCCUUCUAAGCACCGCAACACUACUGCUGUACUGGGCUGCCUGGCUGAGAAACUGGCUGGUCCAGCCAGCAUUGGACUCCUGAGCCCUGGAACCCUGGGGUACCUGCUAGAGAGCCUGAGUUCUGAGGCCCAUCCUACUGUAAUGCUCUUUGCCCUCAUAGCCUUGGAGAAGUUCUCACAGACCAGUGAGAACAAGCUAACAGUGUCUGAGUCGUGUAUAAGUGAACGACUGGGGGUUCUGGAAUCGUGGGCUGACCACACAGACUACCUGAAGCGCCAGGUCGGCUUCUGUUCCCAAUGGAGCCUAGAUAACCUCUUCCUGAAAGAUGGCCGUCAGUUAACCUACGAGAAGGUGAACUUGAGCAACAUCAAUGCCAUGCUGAACAGCAACGACGUCAGCGAGUAUCUCAAGAUCUCUCCCAGUGGACUGGAGGCGCGCUGCGACGCGUCCUCCUUUGAGAGUGUACGCUGUACCUUCUGUGUGGACUCAGGCGUGUGGUACUAUGAGGUCACAGUGGUCACCUCCGGGGUCAUGCAGAUUGGCUGGGCCACCAAGGACAGCAAGUUCCUUAACCAUGAGGGUUAUGGGAUAGGAGAUGAUGAAUACUCGUGUGCAUAUGAUGGCUGCAGGCAGCUAAUCUGGUACAACGCUCGCAGUAAACCACACUCCCACCCCUGCUGGAAAGAGGGAGAUGCCAUAGGUUUCCUACUGGACCUCAGUAAGAAGCAGAUGCUUUUCUACCUGAAUGGACAUCAGCUCCCCUCAGAGAAGCAGGUGUUUUCCUCUGCAACGUCUGGCUUCUUUGCAGCAGCAAGUUUCAUGUCCUACCAACAAUGUGAGUUUAACUUUGGGGCGAAGCCCUUCCGCCAUCCCCCGUCUGUCAAGUUCAGCACCUUCAAUGACUUUGCCUCACUGGCGUCUGAUGAGAAGAUUAUCCUUCCCAGACACCGGCGCCUGGCCCUGCUCAAGCAGGUGAGCAUCAGAGAAAACUGUUGCACCCUCUGCUGUGACCAGAUGGCCGAUACAGAGCUGAGACCCUGCGGACACAGUGGGAUGUGUAUGGAGUGUGCCUUACAGCUGGAGACGUGCCCGUUGUGUCGCCAGGACAUCCUGACCCGUGUCAGACUCAUCUCACAUGUGUCCUGACACAUCACCUUCAAACCAGGACAUGAACUCUCCUCCCCUCCUAUCACCUUUAUCCCAGUAAUCAACCCGACCAAUAGGACUGUGAGGCUGUGCCAGGGUUCCUGAUCGGACCCUGGGCCUAAUGUGAGGAAGGAGUGAUGGGACCUGACAGAGCUCCAGGAGAGAUACAGUGUGGGGGAUAGUGUAGGGAGAAUAGGACAAGGAGGGGUAACCCUUUCUUCUGCUGCACUCCAUGGCGUGUUCUCUCUGUGAGGAGAUGGGGCCCCACACCACGUCUGGGAGCAAAAAAAGUGCUUGGAGAGUGAGGGGGCAGUGGGAGGAAGACAAUUAGAGACAUUACCAGGCAGCAGCAUUUCCAGAAUCACCCCAUCAAUCUUAAUGUCAUAAACUCAGUGUCUGCACAUGGAUCUGCCUAAUGUUCCCUCUCUUAGGCUCUGGUCAAUGUGUCCUGUGUAGCUCUGCUCAGAGGUUUUACAUGUAUCUGUGAUUCUCUUGUUUUAUUCUGACUAAACGUAAAGGCACAACAACGAAGAGACAGCCUUGGUUGGCUCAGUUGGCUGAGACAAUGAUGUUAAGGCCCUGCUCGAUCAUACAAUACUGAGCACAGAUUUGUCCCUCUCUCCUCUACUUGAAGCAUUUCUGGGUUGAGUAACCAUGCUGUUAUACAUGAGAUUGAACAUUUUAUGAAAUAACUGUUACUCAAAAUAUUAUUAUAUAUCUACAAUUCAAACCAAAUGUAAUGAAAUUGGGGUUAUUGAAAUCACAGCUAAUCACAUUUUAAUUAUGGGGUUAUAUGAAGUGGUUGUGGAAAAUCUGAAGGUACUACAUCUCAAUCAAUAUGAAUGACUAUAUUUGGCCACAGUGUGUAUAUAUGGAGGACCAGUUGUCUCCAGUCCAUUCCUGACAAUGAGUUAGUCAUGGAAGAAAUUAAGAGUUAAACGUUCAAUUGUAUCUGUCUUUAAUGGAGUAGCCCCAGGGGUCACAAAGAUGUGAUUUACUGAAUAAUCAUUGUUUUCUGGGUUAUGAUAAUUGUAAUAAAUGUAUUGUGUUGCAUAGUUGCUUGUCAAAGUUGCCAAUUUUAUUGACAAGAUUUAGCAGGCUAGCUACAUCACUACUAAACGCAUCAGCCAGAAUGUAUGAUGUGUAUGCCACGCCGCAUUAUCAUGGGACGAAAAUGAAAAUAAAUGUAGUCCAUGAUUGCAAUAAAGGACCUAUUAACGCA
This is a messenger RNA of Oncorhynchus tshawytscha (Chinook salmon), 3608 nucleotides long. It is a transcript of the gene rspry1, whose product is annotated as ring finger and SPRY domain containing 1. NCBI's taxonomy places the organism in Eukaryota, Metazoa, Chordata, Actinopteri, Salmoniformes, Salmonidae. The record is from RefSeq and is a predicted model, not a curated record. Gene Ontology annotation, cellular component: cytoplasm. Gene Ontology annotation, molecular function: protein binding; ubiquitin-protein transferase activity. Bases 647 to 2386 code for a protein of 579 amino acids. The transcript has 15 exons.